AUGGUCGCCAAGUGGCCCAGCAUACCUCCGAUCGAGGAUGAAUGUAUUGAUACCCUCGGCCUGAUCGAGGGGUUCAAAGACCAAUACAUGGAAAUAUGCUCGCACACACUGAAACACCCGACUGCGGCAGCUCCGGCGGGCUAUGUUAUGGGUUUGAUGUUCCACGCGAAUAAGGUCAUUACUUUACUGGCUGAACAGCUUCAAUCUUCCUAUCAAAAGAAAUCGGGCUUGGAGGAAGCUCCCCCCAAUCCAGAGCCCCGGACCGUUCCAAAUGCAGGUGUAACGCUUCCCAAUUCCCCGGCCCCUGGGCCGUCUCAAAUCGUCGCGCAGGCCAGUGCGAAUGGAAUUGAGGCCCACGCGGUCGCUGGGAGAACCCGAGAUCUGAAUGAUGGACUUCUCAAUGGGGCUCCCCAGAAUAAAAACCCGGAACUUGUCCCGACGCGCGUCGAGGAACAUGUUGACGACCCGAUGGACGAGGAAGGGGAUGCGAAUGAGAAGGAGAUUCAAAUCGCAGCUUCCAAAAGUUGCAAAGAGAAUACCCAGAAAGAUAAAGCCGACAGUGGAAACUCCUCUAUGCUCCAAUCUGAUUCUAGUAUGGCCGACGCUCAUAUGGCUCAUACUCCAACGGCCGCUGGUGCCACAGUCGACAUCGAAAUGGCAGACAUCAGCAUGACUGAAAGCAACACUGUCGAGAAUGGGUUAAGUGACCCGCUCAGAGAAGACAUGUUAAUCGCCGGGGAUGAGGACCCAAAUGAAGAAGGCGAAGACUACCACUUCGAAGAUGACGGACUUGAUGUGACGUCUGUAUUGUCAUCAGAUAUCGCAGUGACUGAACACAACAACCCAGUAUCCGAGGAACCCCUCACGGCACCAAUACUGUACACUGGCCCGAAUUCUUUCAGAAUACGCUGGGAAUGCUCUGAUCCCCCAUACGCAGCACAGGCGUAUCAACAAUACCACCAAGACCCCCAGAAAAAGCCACUAGCCAUCGUUAUCGAUUUGAAUAAAGCACUGCACACUAGCAGCGACACAACUUUGAAGAAGAAGUUGAUCAAAACUGUCCAAGUUCAAAGAUCGGGGGACUUGGAUGUGUAUCCGUGGGAGGGGUCAAAUAUAGAGUACCUUAUUCAGAAUGCUCAAUACUGGUUUCCUCACCUCAAGAAAGGUGAUGCUGCUCGGGUAUCUGGCCGCUACGUUACAGGCGUUGAUGGCCAAGAUCCUUCAUCCGAGGGGAUUUCAGCACCAACAGGUGUUGAGCAGGUGUUACCAUUUGCCCUCAGGAUCUGUUGGAAAGGAUCGCGUUCUCCGUACAAAAACUGGGAGUCCGACCGUGCAGUACAGUCUAUUUCACAGUCGAUUACAUCUGCUCUACGAUCAAGUCGCAUACGUGGUCUGUCGCAGAUGAAAAUUUUCUAUAUCGAGCACCGGCCUGAGUUCGGGGAUAUCAUACUCUACCCCAAUGGUCACUCGGAAAGGGAAGAGCUCAUCAAGCAUGCUCAUUCUUGGAUACCUUACCUCGAAGAUGGAGAUUCUGCCUGGCUUCCGGGCUUUUAUUACACGGACACCAAAGGUAAACCCACGCCCAACCCUUUUGAGAAUGUGCAUUUCCAGCCAUCGUCGCUACUUGGGAUAACUUGUUGUCCAUUCUACAUCACACUGAAAAUGACCGAAUUCCACGCCAUGGCCUGGAAAGAACAGGGAGGGUCUCUUUCUGAAAUGAGAGAACGAGUUGACACUGCGCUGAAGCGGAGUAGUGAUCCCGAAGUAGCUGCGGUCAAAAUCUCAGGCAUUGUUCAUGAAAGCGAGACUAGGUCGUUGCAUGUUCAUCUCAACUCAAUCGAAGACCGCCAUAUGCUGCAAAAAAAUAUCGAUAAGUGGGAUCUCGGGAUUUUCGAAAAUCCCCCGCCCGUUGCAAUGAAAUCCACGGAGAACGAUACGCAGAGGAGGAAAGAGGACCAGAGAACGAUCACACCAAACCAGAGCAAGAAUCGAGAUCCCAAACCCGGGCCUUCAUACACUCUAAGCAAACCAGUGGUUCCGGGGUACAAUGGCGCACACGGCGGAUCGGUACCGCAAGGGCCUAGGGAUCAAACCUCGACCUCCCUGCCCUUCAACGCACCGGACAGACCAGCUGCAUUCGAGCGCAAUGGUAUUGCCACACAGAAAAGACCGGAUGAUCAAGGGCCCAAAGAUCACAUCUCCAAGAUCCCAUAUGUCCACCCAUCACGAGUGCAGCAAAACGGUGUGCCUAGAGGACCGGAUCCUCGAGGGUCUAAUAUCGCUCCAAACCAGAUGCCUCUCAACAAUCCAAGGUUGCUAGCUGCACCUGUCUACAAUGGUACGCGGCGCAGAUCGGAGCCGCAAGAGCCAAAUGGCCAACCUCCCAAUAGACUUCCCCUCAACAAUCCAAGAAUCCCAGGACCAUCCGGGUACACUGGCACACAUCACAGAUUCGAAACCCAGCAGCCGGAGGUCCAGGCCCCCAUUUCUCAACCCUUCAACCCACCAAACGGGCCAGCUGCAGCCCAAGCCCCAGCCCAUGGUGGUAAAAGCAGAAAAGGAAAUCGCGAGCCGGCAAGACCGAACAAGUUGGCUCAACCGCAGAAUAAUUCGAACCCACCCAAUCCCCCGAGGCCUGGAAAUGCCGAGCAGGGCAAGAGGUCGAAAGGAGACAAAAGACGCGAUGCUCGCCACCGGCAGAAAGCUCGGAUGCGAGAAGUCCAGAACAAGUAA
Penicillium cosmopolitanum is the source of this 2733-nucleotide messenger RNA. RefSeq lists its product as uncharacterized. The transcript has a single exon. Bases 1 to 2733 code for a protein of 910 amino acids. Lineage: Eukaryota; Fungi; Ascomycota; Eurotiomycetes; Eurotiales; Aspergillaceae. The record is from RefSeq and is a predicted model, not a curated record.